AUGUCUUCAUCUUUAUAUUCUUCACAAAAUGAUAAAACACAAUACGAUUAUGCAUUAAAACCUCGAGAAGAGCAAGAUUAUACAGAAAUAUACCCAGAUUUAGAUGCCACGGGACAAUUACCAGUUUUUGUAAUUAAAGAAGACGAAGAUGAUGUAUAUUCACAAUCUAAUCAUCAUUCUAAUAAUUUUGUAAAUUUUUCCGAAUUAAAAGCACCCAUUUUUAGGCAAAUUCAACAACCACAAGUUAAUCCCAAUAUAAAAUUUAAUAAACAAUUGUUAGAUUAUGGAUUUCAAGAACCAAAUAAACUCCCAAAAACAGUUGGUAAUAAUUACAAUAGACCAUUUCAAUUGACCAAUACUAAAGAUGAAUCAAUUGAAAAAUUAAUUGACAAGAAAAGAAAUUUAGUAGAAUAUGAUAUGGAUGAACAAGAUUAUUUAUAUUUAAAAGAACGUAAUGAAAAGAGGGAAAAUGUGAUUAAGAUUACUCCAGAAGUCUUUGAAAUUAUGAUUACAACUUUGGAAAAUGAAUGGGAUAAAUUAGAGCAUCAAAUGAAUUCAAUAAUUAGUAAUACAACUAAACAACUACAAACAACUACAAAUGAUCAUAAAUUAUUAAAAAUGAGUCAUAAUAAUCAUAAAUAUGGUAAUGAUGAUGGCAUUGUACCUGGAUCAAUAUAUGAUCAAAAAUGUGCAAUAUGUAAUGAUAGUGAUUGUGAUAAUGCAAAUGCAAUAGUUUUCUGUGAUGGAUGUGAUAUAGCAGUUCAUCAAGAAUGUUAUGGAGUUGCUUUUAUACCAGAAGGUCAAUGGUUAUGUCGAAAAUGUAUGAUUAAUAAAAAUCGAACUACUGAAUGUGUAUUUUGUCCAAGUACAACAGGUGCUUUUAAACAAUUAGAUAAUAGUUUAUGGAGUCAUGUAAUAUGUGCGAUUUGGAUUAAUGAAUUAUAUUUUGCAAAUCCAACUUAUAUGGAACCAAUAGAAGGAAUAGAAAAUAUACCGAAAAGUAGAUGGAAAUUACAAUGUUAUAUAUGUAAACAAAAAGUUGGUGCUUGUAUACAAUGUACAAAUAGAAAUUGCUUUCAAGCAUAUCAUGUAUCUUGUGCUAAAAGAGCCGGUUUAUAUAUGAGUUACACUCAAGGUAUUAAAGCAGGUAUAAAUAAUAAAGCAACAUUAAAAACAUUUUGUGAUAAACAUGGACAAAAUGAAGUACCUGACGGUAUUGACAAAGUUCGAUUAUACUUUAGGGAUACAAAAUUGUUAGAUGAACAAAAUGCAAGGUUGAGUCGUAAUCAAAAGACUGCAAAUAAAUUAAAUAUAUUUAGAUGGAAAACUGAAACGAAUACACCAAUUCCUCCUAAACUAUUUAGUGAUAAAUUAAUUGAUAUUUUAUAUAAAUUAAAAGUUGAAAAUCAAAUUAGUUUACCUGAAGAAUCAACAAAUCAAGUGGUGGAUUUAAAUGUUCUUCCAAAUAGAUCAAAACAAGAAAUAAAUGAUGAAAUGACUGAAAUAUGUAAUGAUAUAUGUCGUUAUUGGUGUUUAAAAAGAGAAUUGAAAAGGGGUGCACCAUUAAUACGGAAAAAUAAUAAUUUAAUAUCCACUAGUUCAAUAUUGUAUGAUUCAAAUUUUUUAGAAAAUGGAAUAUCAUCUGAUGAAGAUAAAUUAAAGGAAAAAUUGGAUUUUGCAAAUUUAUUGUUAAAUGAUUUGAACAAAUUGACAAAUAUUAAUGAGAAUGUAUUGAAUAGACAAAUUAUAAAUGAUGAACUGAAUGAUGUAAACUUUGAUAAUCUUGAUAUGAUUUAUUUCCCAACAAAAAGAAUGAUUGAGGAUUUGUUGAAUAAAUUAAGUGGUAAACAUGAUGUAAAUGAAACAUUUCAAAAUUUCAAACCUAAAGCUGGUGAUUUAAAAUUUUCAUGUUUAAAGGAUAUAAUGAAUUAUAAUUUAUCAUAUGGAUAUAAAUCAAUUGUAGAGUUUCAAAAAGAUAUAGAGAAACUAACGUCACAAAUUUUCAAAGAAAAUAAAGCAACCAAUCCAACUUACAAGAAAGUUAAAAAUUGGCUAAGAGAUUAUAAUAAAGAAAUAGUGAAAAUAAAACAAUUGUUGAAUAAAGAAAACAAUACAUUUACACACUAUACUUUGGAUGCAAAAAUUGAGGUACCCGAAGAAGAUAGUGAAGAUUUAAGUGAUAUUGAAAUUGAUGAAACGAAAGAGGACAUCAAAAUAUUGGAGAAUUUUUUGAAUAAUUAA
Insectozyma verbasci is the source of this 2241-nucleotide messenger RNA. NCBI's taxonomy places the organism in Eukaryota, Fungi, Ascomycota, Pichiomycetes, Serinales, Debaryomycetaceae. The record is from the annotation of a GenBank genome assembly.